Daphnia magna is the source of this 3322-nucleotide messenger RNA. RefSeq names its product piwi-like protein Siwi. Gene Ontology annotation, molecular function: protein binding; piRNA binding. The record is from RefSeq and is a predicted model, not a curated record. The transcript has 17 exons. Gene Ontology annotation, cellular component: P granule. Gene Ontology annotation, biological process: regulatory ncRNA-mediated gene silencing. Bases 273 to 3020 code for a protein of 915 amino acids. NCBI's taxonomy places the organism in Eukaryota, Metazoa, Arthropoda, Branchiopoda, Diplostraca, Daphniidae.
AAAAAGAAAUUGUACACCAAAGAUUUUGUGCCUGAUAGGAUCAAGUUGUAAGCUGUGCUAAUUUAAUGCUCCCAAAAAAUCGGAGGUCAUUUUAAAUACUAAUGUAAAAUCGGCAACGGCGUUGUCUUCCGUUUGGACCUUUGAUGCUGGCGGGCAUUUAGUCAGUCGAAAAUUAGAACUUGUGCUGAAAGAACGUUGCUGCUCUUCGCUCCCGACAUCAAACCUUGUUCCCCUGAUUGGUAGAAGUAGUUGUUGAAGGACGUUAAUGCAAAAUGUCAGACCAGGACUCGCGUGGCCGAGCGAGAGGACGAUCGCGUGGAUUACGUGGUGACUCAGCAUCGGACGAUUCAGUACGAAGACCAAGAGAACAUGGGACCGCUCCUUAUACUACACAGCCACCUCACCAUGCCGGUCGAGCUGGUAGCCGAGAACACAUUCCGGAAGAACCAGAACAAAGGCCUUCAUCGCAGCCACGUUCUGGAUCCGGGGGACGGGCAAGUUCAUUUACUCGAGAAGCUCCACAAGAACGUUCUGUGGUACCGCAUGGCCGAGCUUCUUUUCAUGGUGGAGCUGCAGCCCAGCCUCAAGCCUCGACCAGUCGCGCGCCCGCUCCUGGUGCUGGGCCUUCCAUUAGAGAGGGAGCAACCGUUGGUGGCCGUGGUGCUAGUCGUUUUCGUGAACAGAGAGAAUCCGUGAUUGUGACCCGUCCUUCCGCUGACUUUGACAAAUUAGGAAGAAUAGGCCAACAUGUUCCACUGACUUCGAAUUACUUCGAACUUAUUAAGCGCCCUGAUAUGCACCUGCUGCAAUAUCGCGUCGAUUUCACCCCAGAUGUAGACCAUAUCGGUGCCCGUAAGGCACUUAUCCGUGUCCAUGAAGCGACUCUUGGAAAGUAUCUCUUUGACGGGACCCUGCUAUACAACAUCAACCGUUUACCUCAGCCAUUGGAACUUUUCUCAAAACGUCUUUCUGAUAAUUCUGAUGUUGCCAUCAGUUUUCGGCUCGUUGGAGAGAUUCAUAAAGAAGACGCUACUUAUACAACUGUAAUGAAUAUAAUUCUACGUCGCUGUCUUGGAAUGCUCAAUCUUACCCUGUGGAAACGCGAUUACUAUGACCCUGCAUCCGCAACAGAAAUUCCUCAACACUUUCUGAAUAUAUGGCCUGGCUACGUUACUACCAUACGUCACCAUGAGGAAGGGUUUCUGCUGGGGGUUGAAAUAAUCCACCGUGUUUUACGACGAGAUACAGCCCUUGAUGUGAUGAACAAAAUUCGUCAGGCGGGAGGGGAUUUUCAAGCUAUGUGCUCGGCUGAGAUGCUUGGGAAAAUUGUUAUGACCCAUUAUAACAAAAGAACUUAUCGAAUUGAUGAUCUCGACUACACUAAAAAUCCCCAGUCAACUUUUCACCUGCGUAAGGAAGAUCGUGACAUCUCUUAUUUGGAAUACUACAAGAAGCGUUACAAUAUUGACGUGCGACAACCCACGCAGCCUUUGCUAGUGUCCCGUCCUACCCGACGAGAUGCCAAUCGUGGAGAUGAUCAACCGAUUUAUCUCAUUCCAGAGCUUUGCGGAAUGACCGGCCUUACGGAUGAUCAAAAAAAAAAUUUUGGGCUAAUGAGAGAUGUUGGUAACAUCACGCGAGUAACACCAGACAAACGCGUUGAAAGUCUAAUGAAAUUCCGGAGACGAUUGGCCGACAACCCCGAUAUCCAAAAAGAGUUGCAAAGCUGGGGUUUGGAUUUUGCCGCCAAUGUCGUUCGCAUCGAUGCGCGUAUUAUUCCUCCUCAAACGAUUCAACAAGGCGGUAAUAGUUUUCCAACACAGGAAGGAGACUGGAGUCGUAACAUUCAACGAUCCAGAAUGUGCGUCUCUGUUGAACUCCGCGACUGGAUAUUGUUCACUCCUGCUCAGAUGUCCCACGAAGUGAGACCUUUUGUUGAAAUGAUACAAAAUGUUGGUCGGUCACAAGGUUUCGAUGUUCCUGACCCUAUUGUUGUCCAGAUGCAAGCGGAUCGAACGUCCAAUUAUGUUGACGCUAUUCGUAGUGAAUGCAGCCGUAGAGAGUUCAGUCUGAUUUUCUGUGUGCUUCGAAGCGCACGGGCUGACACUUAUUCUUCAAUUAAGAAGCUGACAUGUGCUGAAUUUGGUAUACCUUCUCAGGUGAUAACGGGUCGAAAUAUAAAAGGCGUGCAGGGCAAGCUCAUGUCCAUCGCUACUAAAGUCAUGAUACAAAUAGCAUCCAAAUUGGGAGCUGAGCCUUGGAGAGUACUAGUCCCAUCGACUAAAUGGAUGGUGAUUGGUUACGACACAUAUCACGAUGCUCGCCAGAGGAAGGCUGUUGGUGCGUUCGUUGCAUCAAUAAAUCCAUCAUUCUCCCGAUACUACUCUUCAGUUAAAAUUCAUGAGAAUAAUGAGGAAAUUUCUCCCAGCUUCAAAGAUCAUCUUUUCGGUGCCCUAAAAGCUUUCUACAUUGUCAAUGAAAAAACGCUACCGGGUGCCAUUAUUGUAUACCGUGACGGAGUGGGAGCCGGAGAUAUUCCACGUCUCAAAGACACAGAAAUUGCUGCGUUAAAGGAUGCUUGUUCUGAAGCUGGUACUCGUACCAAUUACAUGGGGAAUGGAAUUUACAAUCCACCUAUUGCUUUCAUCGUCGUCAGCAAGCGAAUUAACACGCGCUUCUUCAAUAUGGAUGGUCGUUGUCCAUCCAAUCCUGUUUGCGGCACUGUCGUUGACAACAAGGUGACGCUGCAAGAAAGAUUCGACUUUUUCCUUGUGUCGCAGAAAGUUACUCAAGGAACUGUGUCACCCACUAGCUAUAAUAUCGUUGAAGAUCAAACUGGAAUCACCCCUGAUAUUCACCAGAGAUUGGCAUAUGCCUUGACGCACCUCUACUACAAUUGGCCGGGAACUCUCCGCAUCCCUGCUCCGAUCCAGUAUGCACACAAAUUGGCGUAUCUUGUUGGUGAGUCUAUCAUGCAACAACCCCACGAUAGCUUGUCUAAACUUCCGUACUAUCUUUAAGUUGUGUGGCACGAUUUUUUCAGUCCGUUCAGUAUCGUUCUAUUCCGGAAUUUUAGUUGCUGACAUUUGUUACAAAACUUCUUACAACUAGCAAAGUCAAAAAAAUUGACAAAAUUAGAACUUCGCUUUACAUUAUUAGUAUUAAUUUGAGCAAGGGAUUUUUAACAAUAUUGUUUAUUUGUUAUUUAAAAUCCUUAUUUUCACAUGUAAACUGGGAAAGCGAUACUAAGUACCUGUCCUCGUUUUUGUAAUUAACCAAGAAAUUAGAAAUAAACCUUUGAGUAGUUUUGUAGAAAAAAAAA